ACGCUGACAUGUAAAUAGUUGUUUACAACUGACUCAAGAAGAAAAUCUUAAAUACAAUAUGCAUGUGCAUCAACAAGGAACAUAAUUUUUUAAAGACAGGGAACAUAAAUCAAACAGUGCAAUUGGUCAAAUAUUUUAAAUUUAAUCCUAAGUGAUAUAACAAGAGAAAGAUAACUAAGCAUUUUUUCAAAAUGGAAAGACUUGGUCGCUGUCACGUACUCAUUGUUCUGCUUUUUAUUUUGAUCAGUGGGAUAGAUGAGAGUGAGGAAGUCUCUGUCGUUGUCGAAGAUAGGAAUGGGGAUUCUACCACUACCACAACCGUGAAAGUUGACAACCCAACAGACUGUAAUAAGGUUUUCCUUAUUAUUGUGACAGGAUCAGGACCGUUCAAUUAUGUGAUAGCUACUGGCAACACAGGUGAUGCCUUUACCACUGCCCUAGAUACAAAUAGCGGUGAUGAGAUACUACAGUGUAACAUGGCAACUAUAAGAACCAAUGCGAUUGUCUCGUACAGCUUGUCAAUAACUAUCACUGAUACUAGCGACUCAACGGCAACCACCCAAACUGUUACCGUGACUGUUGAAAACCUCGUUAUUCCAACCUCCAGCUGUUCUUGUUCUGCCGGAAACUACCUGUGUGAUGACGAUAAGACAUGCAUCCCCAAAGGGAAAUUGUGUGACGGUGAACAGCAGUGCCCGGACGGGGAUGAUGAAAAAAACUGCUUCAGCCGGUGUGCGUUUGGCCAGAUAAUAUGCCCAGGGACUGGAAAUUGCGCAAACGUAUGCAACAACAUCACUGAGUGUGAUAGGAAAGAGGAUGAACAAAACUGUGCCUUUGAAAAAGAACCUGGCCCUUCAGCUGAAGAAACAGAACAACGACUGCGAGAUCUGAUACGCCAAAUCUGUAACGAGCCACUUCGUAUUGAUGAUUUGGAACGUGAUGGUUGGAUGAUGGUGUUUAGGGCAACGUCUGCGAAUGGUAAUCAAGUCUAUCCAGCGUAUGCAAACGGCUACCAAACGACAACGAUUAAACCGAUCGACAUGGACAGGUCUUACGACAGCCACUACAGACUAAGACAGCUUGAGACCGUUUGGAACAAUGGUCUCGUCGUCAAUAAGGUAAAAGUUGGCCUGUACAAGAACAAUCGAGAAGUCGGUUAUAUAAUCUUCAAUGGGGUUGGCAGCAACUACACAAACUGGUUUCAAUCAUCACGGAUCAUGGAGUCAACAUGGUCGGACCUUACUCCCGCAGCCAUGUACAACGUUUUCUCUAUCAAGGGUGACCUGAAAAAUGGGAAGCUCAACAGGCGGUUCUUCAUCAAUGAGGUAUAUGACGGCUGUAAUGGUGACAUCGGCCACCUUGUGAUCAUCGAUGAAUCAAAAAUGAACAAAUGUAGGAUGGAUAAACAUGCUAAAACUCCAAUGAUUCUUUAUUCGGAGAGCAACUCAAACACCUUCUGGAAGAAUGGCUUGUAUGGAACUGCUGACUACUUUGCAGUGUUUGUUAUGUAAUUGCGAUUGAACCUGCUUUCAAAGUAACUUAAAUUUAAAGGGUUUAACUGUCGUUAUUUAGGGCGCAUGUCUACAACUCUUUAAAGCAAUGCAAUUAUCGAAAAACAACAACACCUGACAUGCUUUGUUAUUUGUUGAAAAUUACUUUACCAUCAAAAGCAUUACAUGCUUGAAAUACAUAUUCUUAUAUGAUUUUUUUUUGUUAUUUAUGUUGACUCGAAUAACAUUCUUAGUAAUACCAAUAUCGAAAACAUAUUCUGCAAUAUUUAUGACUGUUCUUGUAAUAAAAAGGCGACUUACGUGA
Molecule: messenger RNA, 1815 nt
Organism: Mya arenaria
Lineage: Eukaryota; Metazoa; Mollusca; Bivalvia; Myida; Myidae
Exons: 11
Coding region: 192-1511 (439 amino acids)
Cellular component (GO): plasma membrane
Molecular function (GO): protein binding
Source: RefSeq, a predicted model, not a curated record